AUGGAGAUGCUAAUUAAGUUUGAAUCUAAAUCUUCUAGGGCCAAAGGGGUCGCGUUUCAUCCGACUCUGCCUUGGGUCCUUACUUCGUUACACAAUGGUAGAAUCCAAUUGUGGGAUUAUCGAAUGGGAACUCUCAUAGAUCGAUUUGAUGGACAUGAUGGUCCUGUACGUGGAAUUGCAUUCCAUCCUACUCAACCAUUAUUCGUUUCUGGUGGUGAUGAUUACAAAGUUAAUGUAUGGAAUUUUAAAGCGAAGAAGUUAUUAUUUUCUCUUUGUGGACACAUGGAUUAUGUCCGUGUUUGUGCUUUUCACCAUGAAUACCCUUGGAUUCUUUCUUGUUCGGAUGAUCAAACGAUCCGUAUUUGGAACUGGCAAUCAAGAAACUGUAUAGCGAUUUUGACUGGCCAUUCCCAUUAUGUUAUGUGUGCUGCUUUUCAUCCAACUGAAGAUUUAAUUGUGAGUGCAAGUUUGGAUCAAACUGUGCGUGUUUGGGACAUCAGUGGACUUCGCAUGAAGAACGCCGCCCCCGUCAGUAUGACAAUCGAAGAGCAACUUGCUCAAGCCCAAAAUGCCAUAACGAACGAUUUGUUUGGUAGUACCGACGCUGUUGUAAAGUUUGUUCUAGAAGGUCAUGACCGUGGAGCGAACUGGUGUGCUUUUCAUCCUACGCUUCCACUCAUUCUUUCUUCCGGUGAUGAUCGAUUGAUUAAACUUUGGAGAAUGACUGCUUCUAAGGCUUGGGAAGUUGACACUUGCCGUGGACAUUUUAACAAUGUUUCAUGUUGUCUCUUUCAUCCCCACCAAGAGUUAAUUUUAUCCGCUAGUGAAGACAAGACAAUUCGUGUUUGGGAUCUCAAUAGAAGAACCGCAGUUCAAACAUUCCGUCGUGAUAAUGACCGUUUUUGGUUUGUUACCGUUCAUCCAAAACUUAAUUUAUUUGCCGCUGCUCACGACAGUGGUGUCAUGGUUUUCAAAUUAGAACGUGAACGCCCUGCUCAUGCUCUUAACAUCAACACUCUCCUUUAUGUCAACAAAGACAAGUCGAUCGUUUCUCAUGAUUUAAUUAGAGGUCAAAGCAAUGCUUUAGCUUCGGUGAAGCAUCAAGGAAGUCCAUGGACGCAUCCUCGUUCCUUAUCUUACAAUCCUGCCGAGAAGGUUGCUCUCGUAACUUCCUCUGUAGAUAAUGGAAUUUAUGAGCUUGUCAACUUGUCUUCUCGUUCCUCUAGUUCCAAGGACGGCAUUAAAGGUUCCGGUGAUACGGCUCUUUUUGUUGCACGUAAUCGAUUUGCUGUCUUCAAUCGUAGCAAGCAAGUCAUUGACAUUAAAGACCUAACCAAUAAAGUGACGAAGACAAUUGAAUUGCCAGACAAGGUAAACGAUGUUUUUUAUGCUGGAAUGGGACAUAUCCUCAUCUCUACUUUAACCCAAGUCCACAUGUUUGAUUUGCAACAAAAGAAGGUUAUUGCUUCUGUGAAUGCCAGCAAAGUGAAGUACGUUGUUUGGUCUAAUGAUUCUUCUCAUGCAGCAUUAAUUGGUAAGCACUUUGUUUACAUCGUUAAAAAAUCCAUGGAGCUAAUCACCUCAAUCCACGAAACUAUUCGAAUCAAGAGUGCAGUCUGGAUUGAAAAUAAUGUUUUGCUGUAUUCAACUCUUGACCACUUGAAAUACCUUUUGAUGUCGGGCGAUUCUGGUAUUGUAAAGACACUGGAAUCUACUAUUUACCUUGUUCGUGCUAAAGGAGAUUUGGUGUUUGCCUUAAAUCGCGCUGCAGAACCUAUAACGAUUAAGAUUGAUCCUACGGAUUAUCUUUUCAAGGUGGCUUUGAUCAAGAAAGACUAUGAGCAGGUUUUACAUUUAAUUCAGAACAGUGAUUUAGUUGGUCAAGCCAUUAUUGCUUAUUUGCAGAAGAAAGGCUAUCCCGAGAUUGCUUUGCAAUUUGUGGAAGAUUUAUCGACCCGUUUCGAAUUAGCUUUGCAAUGUAACAAUUUAGAAACUGCUUUGGACAUUGCUCGUACAAUUGAUAGACCUGAGGUUUGGUCUCACUUAUCUUCAGAGUCUCUUCAUUCUGGAAACCACAAAAUUGCUGAAAUUACAUAUCAAAAGCUUCGCUAUUUUGAAAAACUUUCCUUUUUAUAUUUGAUUACGGGAAACACUGAGAAACUUAGCAAAAUGGCUAUGAUUGCUCAGAAGCGUAAUGAUGCCUUAAGUCUCUUUCAAAACUCUUUAUACAUGAACGAUAUAGAAGCUCGGAUUAACAUGUUUGUUGAUGCCAAUAUGUGUCCACUUGCAUAUUUAACCGCAAAGUCUAAUGGUCUAGAAGAAAAAGCUCAUGAAGUGUUGGCCGUUAGCGGUAUUAAUGAAGAUCAAAUUAAGUUACCCAGCAUUGGUCCUUCUUUUACUUUGCCUUCUCCUGUUCGUCCUACUUAUACUGAAAAUUGGCCUCUGAAGGAUACUUCCGAUUCCUCAUUUGAAAAACUAUUGAGAGACCGGAUAGAGCAAAUGGCUUUGGAAAGCCCUGAAGAGGAAAUAGCUUCUGUCAAUGAAUACCAAGAAGCCGAACAAGAUCUUUUAGAUGUUGAAGAAGACGGCAGCGAAUUAACUGCUGAGAGUCCUGAGGAAGAUGAUGGCUGGGAAGUUGAAGAUUUGGCUACUGAAGAAGUCGUUCCAAAUGCAGAGAAUGAAGUUGGUGUUAUUGACGGUGCUAACGAAAUUCAUUUGUGGUUGAAGAAUUCACCUUUAGCUGCUGACCAUAUCGCUGCAGGCGAUUUUGAAAGUGCCAUGAAACUUUUGGGUAGACAAGUUGGAGCUGUAAACUUUGCUCCUCUUAAAAGCCGCUUUUUAGAAAUUUAUGCGGCUUCAAGAGCUUAUGUGCCUGCUGUUGAUGGUCUUGAUCCUCUAACAGUUUAUGUUCGACGUAAUGGAGAGUCUGCCGAACGUAACCAAGCCCUUCCUUUUAUACCUCGUAAUUUGGAAUCUAUCAAGAAUAAUGAACUUAACGAAGCUUAUCGAUUGGUAAAAGCAAACAAGAUCUCAGAGGCUAAAGACGCUUGCUUAAACAUCAUUUAUUUGUUAAUUACUUCCGUGGCUAAUACUCAAAAAGAAGCUGAAGAGAUAUCCGACUUAUUGGAUGAAUCUCGAGAAUAUAUUGUUGGUUUGUCAUGCGAGUUGGAACGACGCAAGUUGCCUGAGGGUGAUGUGACACGCGCACUUGAAUUGUCGUACUACUUUGCAUCUACCAAGUUGCAACCUGUUCAUUCGAUUAUCGCUCAUCGUUUAGCAAUCAAUGCUUCUCAUAAGCAGAAGAACUUCAAAUCGGCCUCUUUCUUAGGUCAAAGAUUACUUGACUUGGCAGAAUCUGGACCUGCGGCUGAAGCUGCGAGCCGUGCUAUUACUUUAGGAGAUAGAAAUCCCCAUGAUGCAUUUGAAAUUGACUACGAUCCACACGUGGAAUUCAGCAUUUGCGCCAAAACAUUGACUCCCAUCUACUCAGGACAGGAUUAUGAAUCUUGUCCUGUUUGUGCUGCUAAAUAUCAUAAGACAUCUGCAAAUGGAGUUUGCUUGGUGUGUGAUCUUGGAGCUAUUGGCCAACGUGGUACUGGACGACGCUUUUUGGUAUAA
Messenger RNA from Schizosaccharomyces osmophilus, 3618 nucleotides. RefSeq names its product coatomer alpha subunit Cop1 (gene cop1). Gene Ontology annotation, biological process: retrograde vesicle-mediated transport, Golgi to endoplasmic reticulum; intra-Golgi vesicle-mediated transport; endoplasmic reticulum to Golgi vesicle-mediated transport. Lineage: Eukaryota; Fungi; Ascomycota; Schizosaccharomycetes; Schizosaccharomycetales; Schizosaccharomycetaceae. Gene Ontology annotation, cellular component: COPI vesicle coat. The transcript has 3 exons. The record is from RefSeq and is a predicted model, not a curated record. Gene Ontology annotation, molecular function: structural molecule activity; protein binding. The coding region runs from base 1 to 3618 and encodes 1205 amino acids.